GCUCUGCCACCGCGCUCUCCUCGUCGUCGUCGUCGUCCACGCUCUGCGCCUUCGCGCCUUACGACCCUCUCCAUCAUCUGUAUAGCAGUAGAGCAAGUUCUGCUCCUGACCGUCUCUCUUUCUUAGGAUGUUGCCGCUUCCCCAGGUAGCGUCGCACAUCCUUCAGCAUACAUCUCGUGCCGCCGCUGCGGCCCAGAAUCAGGCCACCCAUGCCUUCAAGAAUGCUCUCGGUCUUCAGUCUUCGGGUACUCAGUCCGCUUCCACUUCGCUAGGAACCUGGAAUGGUGCUGGCUCUUCGAGUUGGGGCAGCGGUCAUGCAGGUGCGGGAGGUGGCGCGAAGUAUCAUACCGGCAGUCGUUUCUACUCUGGUUACACCGGUCCUGGCCGCGCGAUCACGCAGGCCAACACAUCUACAGCACCUGACUCGGGCUCAAAUCAGCCAGACGACGAAGACGUCUCUCUGAAGCCAGUCGUCGUCUCAGGCUCCUCCCGGAGAUAUCGCAAUCGCAGUCAAAGCUUUUCGCCCGGUUCUAGGGAGGGAGUAGAGCGGGGCAAGGAACUCGGGGUCUUCAAGGCAGUCCAACAACACGUUCGGUCCAGACACGCUUUUGCAGAGCCCUCUCGUCCAGAGGUCAUUCCGGAGAGUCCGCCAACCGAACGGGUUCGCCGCAACUCCACAUCUUCCACGGCUUCAUUACCAUCGUCAGGUGAACCUCUUCACGACAUCCCUCCCUCCGCGCCUGUUCCUCAGCCUUCUCUCAAUGCUGCCGACGUAGAUCCUGCCACCCCUCAGACCGUCCUCAGUCCUGAUGCCCCAAAGUCCAAGGAAAACUCGCCAACUCCCCAUCGCUCUAGCUCACCCAAUGCGCACAAUGCUCAUCUCGCUCUUGACCGUCUUCGCGAUGUGAGGACGAGGUCGACGGUUCGCGAUUGGAAUCAGGUUAUGGGAGACCUCGUCGCAGUCAGAACGCCAGGCGAACCCGUCACGGAAAUCCUUCAGGCAUACAACGACAUGGUUGGGCGGAACAUCGUCCCCAAUAUGGAUACCUACGCUCUGCUCAUCGACGUUCUCUGUGAGCGCGACUUCGAGACUCAAAAGAUCAUAUCGACCUUGCAGACCCGUAUCCAUCGCCGCACGCUCAAGGGUAUGGCCGAUUCGCCGGAUGCCUUCACCGACGAGAAACGGAUUCAGGCUUUGCGGGCGGAGAACAACUUUGCGUCUGCGAUGUCCUUGUUCCAGGCUGCGAACACACUCUCCACUGCACGGUUCACCUCUCGCAUCUUCCUGAACCUCUUACGCUCUGCUGCGGCCCACGGAACCAUCGAGCCCGCCAUUCGCAUUUUUGCUCAGGCCGAGAAGAACUCAGACAAUAAGCUCUCUCAACUAUAUUACCUGUACCUCAUCUCCACCUACUCGACCAGCGGAGAUAUCGAGGGUGCCAAAGUCGUAUUCGAUGAAUACUUGCGUGCCGCUCGCGACAACAGGAUAUUCUGGACUUCCGACAAAGGUUUCGACGCGCACGUCGGCACCAUCCGCAUCUGGAACCACAUGAUCGAUGCCUACUUCCAAGUCAAUGACCCGGCCAGCGCGCUCUCGCUCUUAGAGAAGAUGCUCGACAGCAAGGCUGGCCCGGAUUUCACUCCCGCCGAAGUACCGAACCCGAACCUCGCCACUUUCAAUUGCAUCAUCAGAGGCUUCAUCCGCAACGGCGACGUCGCUACGGCCUUGAUCUGGUUCGAACGAUUGAUGCAAGAGGAUCAUCGGCCAGCGGACCAUAACGAGCCUACCAGCAAGCCUCCUGCGCCCGACGCCCACAUGUGGCACAAUAUAGUCGAAGCUCUCGCGGCCCAUGGUAUGGUCGAGGACCUCAACCGAAUUCUGAAAGACGAAACGUCGUCCUGGACGCAGGCUGGUGGAUAUGACAUCGUGGAGCUUCGCACCUUCGCUAGUGUACAAGCCAUUGCGUACCACGCUAAUGUGAAGUACCUGACUGAGAAGAAGGGUGCCCUUUCACUCGACAAGGCGAACGAAAUAAUGGAAUUCACGCUGAACCACAUCCUUGGAUCAGACUCGAGGAAGUGGACGCCUCGCUUGAGGGAAAUGGGCGGAGCAGACGCUUUGGAGCCUCUCGCCGCCGUUGCGAUCGAGUAUGGGAAUGUCGACGUCGCUAUCCGGGUCGUAGAAGGCCUUCUGGCUGUCGUAGACCAUCGACUUCCGGUUCACGUCGAUGGCACCAUGGUCAGGGCGGAUAUUUCCGUCAGUCCUCUGACAGAUCGUAUCCUUAUUGACGCCUUAGGAUCUCCUCGCGACCUUUCCCUCCGUGACUGUCUUCGACUUGCGACUGCCUGGCACAACCGCGGGUUACACAUCAGCCAGAAUUUAGCCAAGGCCCUCUCGCGCUCGUACACUUCCGCGAAGGAGUCAAACGAGGCCGCGCAACUACAGGUACAAGACUGGGAACUUCUCGCUAUGGCUGUCACCCGAGACGAAGCUGCCGCUGGUACUGCCGCCGCUGCGCUCGCCCGCUCUCUCCUGUCAGAUAUGGCCGAGCGAGGAUUCGAUCUGAAGGAGUUGUCGAAAUCGAACGUCGAGAGCCUCCUCGCGGUUGUGGCCAGCGUGGAGACCGAGCAACCCGUCCGCGAGCUCCUAACUUCUCUGGGGCCCGCGUACUCCUCUCUCCUGGAGACGUUGGAUGAGAUGCUUACCCCACAAAAGCCCGAGACCAGGGUUCCACAACCUGCUCAGAACCUCACAAUCGAUGCUUUCCACAGUAGGUGGGUAGACGAGCAUUCCCAAGGUCAACGCUCCUCCGUGUCCCCUCAUCAAUGUUUCGCGCGAGUUGUCGAAGGCAAGGCAAAGGGCCUUUACCCCACUCCUGAGGUCCUUGCUCAUCUCAUCGAAGCGCUUGGACGUGCGAAGGCUCCUCGGGAGGUAUAUGUGCUUUACGAUGACGCCCAGACAGCACUCUCGCUUCUGGAGAACAAUAAGGAGGAACAGGUCAAGGGUUGGUUUACGGUCGAAAACGCUAUGAUCAUCGCCCACGGACAUCUUGGCGACGGCCCUCGUGCGGAUCUUCACCGUAUGCGGUUGCUGGAGAAUGGGGCUUCGCCCACGGCCGACGCGUACGGUGCUAUGAUUCAGGCUGUCCGGGAGACCACUGACGACACUGCCCGCGCCGUCGCCUACUUCGAAGAGUCACAGAUGCGCGGAGUAACCCCGAACCUCUUCCUCUACAACACCGUCAUCUCGAAACUCGCAAAGGCUCGCAAGGCCGACUAUGCCAUCGAACUGUUCCAGAAGAUGAGGGCGCACAUGAUCAGGCCUUCCUCGGUAACCUACGGCGCUCUGAUCGCUGCGUGCUGCAGAGUCGGCGACGUCCAGUCGGCGGAGACGCUUUUCGAUGAGAUGAUCCAGCAGCCGAAUUUCAAGCCUCGUAUCCCGCCGUACAAUACCAUGAUGCAAUUCUUCGUUCAGACCAAGCCGAACAGGGCUCAGUUCCUGCACUACUACGAAGAGAUGAAGCGAGCCAGGAUUCAGCCAUCUGCGCAUACAUAUAAGCUGCUCAUCGACGCAUACGGUACCAUCGAGCCACCGGAUUUCAAUGCCAUGAGCAUGGCUUUCAAUCAGCUUGUCAAGAAGGGCUUGCAAGUCACUGGUGCUCACUGGGCUUCUCUUAUCAAUGCCUAUGGGUGUGUCGGUAAGGACCUCGACAAGGCUCUUGAGGUCUUCGAGUCCAUCGCAAAUCACUCGACCACCCGGACUGCUCCCACUCAACUCCCCGACGCCGUCGCGUACGAAGCUAUCAUCAAUGUCCUCGUCACUCAUCGUCGCACGGACCUCAUUCCCGUGUACCUCGACCGUCUUUCCAAGAGUGGCAUCCACAUGACGGCCUAUAUCGUCAACAUCCUCAUCAAAGGCCACGCGUCUGCGGGAGACAUCGUACGGGCACGAGAAGCUUUCGAGAGUCUCGCUGACCCGCCUACGGGUGUCGCGGCCGCGAACAAUCAUGCUCCCCAUGACGCCUCACCACCUCACUACGUAAACCCUCAAGAUCCUGUAUAUCGCGAGCCUUCCACAUGGGAAGCAAUGGUGCGAGCAGAGUUGGGAUGCGGGAAUCGGGAUCAGGCAGUUGCCCUGCUGGACAGGCUAUCUAUGAGAGGUUAUCCCGAAUCAAUAUACAAGCGUAUCAGUGGUAUCAUGCUCGAUGAUACUGUUUCUCCAUGGCCGUCAACGGACUCUGGUUAUAACUCCUCCCCUAUACACAGUCCAUAAAAGCAUAGGUUCAAUUUGCGCCGUCUCCUCGCUUUCCAUCGCAUGGUUUUCGUUGUCUGUUCCUGUAAUUAUACUUCUCUUAUCUUACGCCGUCCUUGUCUGCCAUCCGAUCAUCCGUCUCGUCCCUCAUUGGUUUUAUGAACCAGCUCUUGCAGUCAUCAUGUAUCAGAUCAUCCAUUACCGACCGUUUACGCACGCAUGCACACCUUUCUGCUACUUCUACAUUAUAGCUUGCUCCUUCCCAAUUGCUCUGACUCUUCACGCAUAUGCUUACAUACCUACAGUCUACGACAGAUCGACCAUUAAAAUGUACACGAGCAGAGCGACCUAUUUUUCAUCGGCAUUGUACCAUGUUUGAGCUCGCCAUACUUACUUCGGACGUCCUUUGUUUCUGUGUUGCUCAAAGACCUUGCGCAAUUGCAUUUGAAGAGCUCGAGAUUCAUGAGCUCAUAUUUUC
Molecule: messenger RNA, 4730 nt
Organism: Stereum hirsutum FP-91666 SS1
Lineage: Eukaryota; Fungi; Basidiomycota; Agaricomycetes; Russulales; Stereaceae
Exons: 5
Coding region: 128-4273 (1381 amino acids)
Molecular function (GO): protein binding
Source: RefSeq, a predicted model, not a curated record